Molecule: messenger RNA, 5381 nt
Organism: Bacillus rossius redtenbacheri
Lineage: Eukaryota; Metazoa; Arthropoda; Insecta; Phasmatodea; Bacillidae
Exons: 2
Coding region: 180-698 (172 amino acids)
Source: RefSeq, a predicted model, not a curated record
CCAGCCGAGGGGACAAAGGCACUUGUUUGUGCCGCCGGGGCAAAUCUUCUGCUUGUUUGCGUGUCCCCGCUCGAAAGCCCUCUCUAUCUCGUUCUCGGAGCGCGAGGUAUAAAGGCGGCGGCCCGCCCGUCGCGGCGUGUUCAGGUUCUUACACCGCGUCCGCCCGCCACGAAGACGAGAUGAUGAUUCGGGCGUGCCUCGUAGCCGCCAUCGCGACAGUAGCCUGCGCGGCCGGUAUAUACCCGAUCCACCGCCACGUGCUGUUCGACCCGCGGAGCUACGACCUGCUGUACAACUCCAGCAAGGGCGCGGUGACCGAGUCGUGGUACCUGACGACCGCCAGCACGCUGACGGGCUUCGUGCUGCCCAGCCGCCUCAGGCAGUGCCUCACCGACGACGUGUACGACGAGGAAGUGAGCGUCGCCGUGACGCGCGUCGCCUCGCCCGCCAACCUGCUGGUGGCGUCGGGCCGCUUCGCCGGCCGCAGCGCCCACGGGGGAGAGGUGUACGUGUCGCUGCUCAACGCCACCAGCGGCGAGUACCCCAAGCUCGCGAGCGGCGUCAACUACUUCGUGAAGAUCUCGCUGUCAGCCGGGCUGUACCCGUGGCACCUGAACCGGCCCUUCUCCUCCAUCGCCGGCUUCCACUCCAUCUGCAACGCCGCCGGGUACAUCAUCGGCGUCGAGUACACUCGCUAGAGCCUCCACAGACUGUUCCCAAGAGGCACCUGAGUCUGACCAUUGUAUUCCCCCUGGUUCAUUGAUAUCGAGAGAUCGGCAUCCAGUACAUUCGCUAAAGCCUCCAGAGAGAUAGUCUUCUUAAACAGUUACCAAGAGGCACCUAAGUCUGACAAUUAUAUUCUCCCUGAUUUACUAAUAUUGAGAGAUCGGCGUCCAGCACAUUCGCUUAAGCCUCCAGAGAGACAGUCUUCUCAGACAGUUCCCAAGAGGCACCUAAGUCCGACAAUUGUAUUCUCCUGAUUUAUUAAUAUCGAGAGAUCGGCGUCCAGUACAUUCGCAUAGAGCCUCCAGAGACCCCCAACUCCAGUACAGACAGUCUUAUCAGACAUUUCCCAAGAGGCACCUGAGUCUGUAAAUCAUACCCCACAUUGUUCAUUGAUAUCGAGAGAUCGGCAUCGAGUUCACUUGCCAGAAACUCCGAAAACCCCAAGAUGACCAAAUUUCACUAGCAGGGACAGUCGUAUUAGAAAAAUCUCAAAGAGUCACUUUCGUCUGCAUAAUAUAUUCUGCCCGACCCAUUACCGUUGACAGAGAUUGGCGCCGGGUACUCUCUCUAGAGCCUUCACAGACCCCACGAUGACAACAUACCUCCGGUUGAGGGUAUCGUAUCAUCAACUACUAACGUGGGAAGAUCACCUCCAGAAGGUUUAGGUCAGCCGAUCUACGUGGAACAGUUUGGUCUACAAGUAUACCAAACUGGCAUGGUAACCACUGGCUUUCGAUGCGAAGGGUUCUGGUCCAGAGUCCCGGGUAAUGCAUGAGUGUGAAUUUUCAUUUUUUUUAAAAUUCAAAGUCAAAAGUCAAAGACGAUGAAAUGGUUGGCUCGUUGGAGACGAAAAUUACCAAAACGUCUAGCAUUUAAAAAAUCAGAGAAAUAAAUAAAGACGGCAGCAAAUUCUAACAUGUCUCGCUCAUGUCGCGAGGCUCGUGGGUUGGAACACUAACACCCGGGCGUAACUCGUAAUUUGUGAGCUCUGAGUUGGUUUUCAAGUGGUUUUGAGCCAACCAAAUCUCUGAGGUAUGGUCGCCUUACGCCUCUGUGCACAACCUUGUAACGCAAACCCCUACCAUAUCAAAAUCCGGUAUUUUUAACUUUAAUAAAAUAUUUUGCAGGUUAUACAUUGAAAACCUAAGCUCACCAAGGCGCACAGAAUACUCUGACAGGUUCUCUGAUUGAGAGACCUUCGUUAUUUCUCUUUUGAGAUAGGUAAAUAAUUUGGGAAAAAAUGAUAAAUUAAUUUUUAUUUUAGUCACAAAUUAAAAAAAAAAGCUAACUGCAGCUAUGAGUUAUAGAACAGUCAAAAUAUCACUUGUACCUUUGUGAGACAAAAUUAGAUAAAGAAUUUGAUUAUACUUUUUACAUAUGAGAAAACGUACAAAAAUCAAGUUUGCAGGGGUCUGACCCCUCUCAAGUACAUCCUCGAAGAUAAAGUCGUAAUGUCUUCACAACAGUACCAUUCAUGAAACCACCGAAGUGCAGAAUCACCCUUCCAAGUCUGUCUAUAAGUAACGUUCUUACAAUCUUUAACCACCCAUAAAAACUUAUGCUUUGUAACACAUAAUGCCUAGGGACCGGAAAAAUUCGCGCGUUCAGUGACCUCCAGGAUGGACUCCGCAGUGUACUCGGGCAAACUUCGUCUGUUCAUUGGCUGCUAGCUUGUGAGUCAUGUCACGUCGGUAAUUAGUGAUUCGUUACUUGUUUGGCUUAGGGUCUCUUAUUAGCUAAGAGUCCUACAGAUUAACAGCGAACCAAUAUUAAAUGCAGCAAAAAUUUAAAAAUAUUUUAAUUUUAGCAUAUCUAGAAAUGAAUCAAUGGAUUAUUCCUGUCUCUAAUUAUGCUACGUAUAGAUAAAAAAAUGUUAAUGAAAAAAUUAUAUUUAAAGAGAAAUAUCAACUAGCGGAGACUGGUGGUCUCUGAAAAUCUAUGCAACUUGGAUAGCUCAUAUAUUAAAAAUAAUUUCAUAGACAUAAGCCAAUGCUGGUUUACAAAAGUUGUCAUAGGACAACCAAAGAAUGAAUACACAAACACACGGAUAACCAGCCAGUAUCAGCUGGCGUCAAAUGUUAUUUUUAUGCUUAGACUGUCACAGAUUAUAAUAUGGAAAAACAAAAUGGAGACAGCUUAAUGAACGCAGUUAUGGCUUCUAUGAAAAACCAGUUGCGAUUGCGUAGUUCCGUUAAACUAUUUUAAAUCAAUCUCCUCCACUGUCGGAAUCAUCCAAAUAGCGGGAUGUGUUGGUGAAGUGAUUGCAUCAUCGACCACGCUACGACAUGACUGGUGCUCGGUUCCCCACGGUCUCUCAGCCGACUGAACUGUUAACCAAUUAACAUGGCCAGCCCGAAAAAAAGUCACGUGCACAUCAACUAGGUGUUAAAAACACAGUUGUUCCUCGAACAAAAGACGCACCGUUGCUUCAAACACAGUAUGUUUGGACGACUCCAAUGCCUGGCUUCGAAAAAUUCACGUAUUCUCUUUAAAGUGGGAAGAAUAGAAUAGAAAGUAACCUCCCACCAACGGAAAUUAUUUCCUUUUCAUCCUGAUAAAAACUUUUCUUUUGACUUAAAGACUGGGUAGUAACUAUCCGUACAAAAUUUUUGGGUCCUUAUACUUUGUACAUACGCAUUGACUAACAUUGUAUAAUUUUAUAUUAAAGUGUAAAAUAUGUAUAUAAUCAAAUAAAGCUUGUUUGUAUAUUGAAACUGUUUAGAAAUGUGAAUAUAAAUACAUAUUAAAAUUAUUAUAACUGUAGUGCAUCAUAUUGGAUUUGGUUUUUGUUUAUGACUUCUUACACUCACCUACAUAGCUUACAUAAAGACAUUAAUACAAAUAGUAUAAAGUUGUUUUGUGUUUAUGUUAAGUAAACUUGAAUAUACUGAACCAAUAUAAAAAUUAUUUUACUUUUAUGAAUCUUUUUAUGUAGCAUAAAAUAUUUAAACACAAAAAUAUAAACAAAUACACGUGCAAAUCACGAAGGAAUACAGUUACAACAAAGAUAUAAGGAAGUACUUCAUCUUCCCAUUCAAAAUAGGUUGUCGGGUUAUAGUUUUAUAUAUGAAAAAAAAACACAUCUAGGCGAGUCGGAGAUGUGUAACAUAUGACGUCGGUAACGAGAAAAUUCAAGCGUUCUCGUGUUGCUAAUACGAUUAUAAUACGAAACUCGUACACGAAAUUAAAAAAAAAAUCGUAUAUUUAUUUAAAAUAGUGCCAAGCGUGAUAAAUAUAUUUGUAAAUUGUGUUUUAAACUAAAUUUAUACGCGAAUCACACGCAGUUUCCAAACCCGCAGCUAUAAUUCUAUGCCGAAGCAGUUACGUUGAUUAUCGAAUCAUUCGAUUCGCAAAGUUAAAUUUAAAACUAUAUUAUAAAACGGCUGGAUGAAUGCCAAAGAGACAUGAAAUUAAACCUGUUUUUCGUCAAGGAAUUUUAUUAAAAUACUGCCCAUUUUGUUACAAUUCAUCAAACAGUUAAUAAUAUAAAGUUUCAAUUAAGCUUUGUGAACCCUUAUUCGCGCCUUCCGCCACGGAUGGCAGCACCGUGGUUACACAGUUCCGUUCCAUGGGACUUCCGUUUCAUUCAAGAAAUUAUUCCCAUCAAAUGCCGUAUACCGAGAGCAAGAUGUUAUACACCAAUAUUUAAAAAAAAUUGGUUGUCUGUAAAGUCGGUUUACGGAUGAUAGUUUAACGUGACAACGUCAUAACAAAACAUUGAUGAAAUUAUUGCAUACUUUAUGAAUAAAAUAGAAUCAUUUUUAUUUAAUAAUAAAAGAAUAAAUACUUGAAAUUAUACUAGUAAUCAGAUUUUUAAAAUGCAAGAAUAAUUAACCUUUAUUGCCAAAAUUGUUGUUGUAAUAAGCAAUGAAAACCACAUUAACUUUUCAUUUCACUUUAUAAACAGUCGAGCGGAAGAGAGAUAGAUGCGGCGCAAGCGUACAAUUAGCGUAACGGGACAUAACGUAACGGAAAAAUGCGCGUAACGGGACACUUUUUCGUGCGUGCAGCUGGCGUUCAUCGAUUUAAUAGACGUUGUCACGUCAAAAUCUUUCUAAGCUCCAUAAGUGCCAUAAUUUCAUCCCCAACUUAGACGAACAGUGGGUGGUGAAGAAUCUUCUCUAAACAAAAUAGGACAAAUAAUCAAGUACCUGAAUGGUGACUAAAGUGCCAUUCAAUAAACAUUUCCAAUUUUCAUCACACACAGUUUUUUUUUCAGCGCACCUAAUUAAAAUGAAGGAGUUUCAAUAAGUUGAUAGAUUGUGUGAAAAACCGGUCAAGUAUUUACAUUACAAAACAUUAUCUGUUAUAACUUUUAAUUAUUUUAAUGGCCUAUUUUCCACUUAUAUCUAGUAUGCUCAGAACAUAUAUAUGACUGGCUAUGGUUUUUACUGCGCAAUUCUCCGCUGUUCUGUCUGACUAUCUUCAUUUUGUGAGCUGAAGAGAGAUUGAGUAUAUGAUAUAGUGUGUACUUUGAAGAGUGUAUUAUUUAGUGUAUAUAUUGUAGUUAUGUUAUAUACUAUCCACUAUUUAAAAUGACAUUCCUCUGGAUGUUUUUGCAGUAUGUAACUAUCUCUGUGUAUAUAUUUUUUAACAACAUAAAAACACAUAAAAUGAACAAAAAAACAUGCAAUAAAAAUAUUACAAUAAUAUUA